AUGGCGGCCAAACGGCCGCCUGAUGAAAAAAAUCUAUCUUUUAGCGAAAUUUUGAAGGGAGCAAAGCCGAAUCCAAGGAAGAUGUUUAAAAGCACUGAAAAUCCAAACGGCGAAGAAUCUUUUAUCCAUUCUAGUCCAACGGUUUACAAAGGUGAGCCAGCAUUCUUGUUAACCAAGGAGGAGGAUGACAAAUUGGCGGAACCAUUCAAAAAUGCGCUCAUUGGUAAAUUCUCGAAAGGGAGGCCUUCAAUGGAGUAUUUGUGGGCUCAAUUUCAAAAAAUAGGGUUCAAGGGUGAAUUCUCUUUAGGAAUGCUUGAUCAUCGGCUUGUCUUGAUUUGUUUUGAUCAAGAAGAUGACUUCCAACGGAUUAAAGGUCUUUGGAUGUUUGAUAAUCAUAUCAUGAGAGUUUUGAAGUGGACUCCGGAGUUCAACCCGGAGCAUGAGUCUUCUAUAUCUCCAGUUUGGGUAGCUUUUGAGGGUUUGCCGAUUCACCGAUUUAAUGCGGAAUUUGCGCAAACUGGCUGGAAUUAUAGGGACGCCAUUGAAGAUCCAUGUUCCAACCUUGAACAUGUCAAGGCCAUCAAUUGCAAGGCUCUGUUGAAGACUGCGACUGCGGAGGAUCCAGGGAAUAAAGCUUCAACAUCGGGUGUCGCAGCGGCGGAAAAAGGCAGAAUUCCGAUUGAUGUAGCGGAUGUAAACUUGUCGUCGCGAUUUGAAGUUUUAGCUGCUAUGGCUGAGGAUCAGCAUAAUGAAACUGACAGAGGGGCUGCUGUGAUAACUGAGAAUGAGUUGCAAAGGGUGGAGGUCUCUGAUUCUGAAUUGGAGGAACUUCAAGAGCAGGUUGCGACGCAGUUUGCUGCGAAUCUUGAAUAUGAGCAGGAUGAUAUAGAAGUUGGAAAACAAACUGAGGGACAUAAUCUUCCGCUUCUCAGGGUUGUGGAAUCGGAUGAAGAAGGUCAAAAGAAAAGGCCGGGGAGGCCUAAAGGGUCUGUUAAGAACAAGAAGCUUCAAGGCGGUGAAACUCAAAAAUCAUCGAGAAUCAAUGGUGAUCUUCCUUUAACCGUUAAUAAAGAGUAA
Oldenlandia corymbosa var. corymbosa is the source of this 1077-nucleotide messenger RNA. The record is from the annotation of a GenBank genome assembly. NCBI's taxonomy places the organism in Eukaryota, Viridiplantae, Streptophyta, Magnoliopsida, Gentianales, Rubiaceae.